UAAGCAUAAAAAACCGGUGUCACUUAAAAGCGUCCUUUUCCAUAGUAUUAUUAAUUAAAAUUCUAACACAAUGGACAAUGGUGAAGCCACUGUAGUCCUUGAUAAUGGAGCUUAUACUGCCAAAUUGGGUUUAGCAUCCCACGAUGAUCCUCAGACAAUUUUAAAUUGCAUCAUGAAAGUUAAAGCAGAACGAAGACGAGCCUUUAUUGGCAACCAAAUUCACGAGUGUAGAGAUUCAUCCGGCUUGUUUUAUAUACUUUGCUUCCAAAAAGGUUAUCUCUUGAAUUGGGAUAUACAAAAGACGGUGUGGGAUCAUAUCUUUAGUCAUGAAGGUUGUGGCAUUUCACUUGAAGAUCGCAACAUUCUGGUCACAGAACCUCAACUCAACUUUCCCACCAUUCAGGAGACCAUGAUGGAGAUUCUCUUUGAGGAAUAUCAUUGCAAUGGAGUGCAUAAGAGCACCACAGCGGAGCUGGCAGCCUAUAAUUAUUGUGCCGAUAGCGAAGAGACUUCUAUGCAGGCUUUGAAUUGCAUUGUUGUGGAUGUGGGCUAUAGUUUUACACAUGUGGUGCCAUUUGUGCGAGGUAAGAGGGUGUUGAAAGGCAUACGUCGCAUUGAAGUUGGUGGCAAAGUGCUAACAAAUCAUUUAAAAGAAAUCAUAUCGUAUCGUCAUUUGAAUGUCAUGGAUGAAUCGUAUGUGGUAAAUCAAAUCAAAGAAGAUGUUUGCUUUGUUUCACAAAACUUUGCCGAUGAUAUGCGGGUGCAUAGCGAUGCCAAGAAACGUACCGAGGUGGCAGUGGAAUACAUGCUGCCCGACUUUACUACUGUGAAAAGAGGCUAUAUACGCAAAAGUCCUUCCAAGAAUCCCAUCUCGGAAGAUUCAGAUCAACAAUCUUUGCGUUUGUGCAAUGAACGUUUUACUGUGCCAGAAUUGCUGUUUAAUCCCUCCGAUGUAGGCAUACAGCAGGUUGGCAUACCCGAAGCAGUGAUAGAUGCCUUAAAGGAUUGUCCACCCUAUGCACAUCAUGAACUUUUGCGUAACAUUUUGGUGAUUGGAGGAACAUCUUUGUUUCCUGGCUUUAUACCACGCUUGAAGAAUGAAAUACGAGCUUUGGCUCCAGAUGAUUUGGAGGUUUCAUUGAUAUUUCCCGAUGAUCCUGUGACCUAUGGCUGGUAUGGUGGCAAAGAAAUGGCUAGUAGUGAAGUUUUUAGGGAUAUUAUAUUUACUCGAGAAGAAUAUGAAGAAAAUGGUUAUACAGCAAGUAAUGAACGAUAAUGAAUAAAGGAAAAAAUCAAGAAGAAAAAAACUGAUUCUGAGAUAAUUUGCUAUAAAGGUGAG
Messenger RNA from Stomoxys calcitrans (stable fly), 1339 nucleotides. It is a transcript of the gene Arp6, whose product is annotated as actin-related protein 6. The transcript has a single exon. The record is from RefSeq and is a predicted model, not a curated record. NCBI's taxonomy places the organism in Eukaryota, Metazoa, Arthropoda, Insecta, Diptera, Muscidae. Gene Ontology annotation, molecular function: nucleosome binding. The coding region runs from base 71 to 1276 and encodes 401 amino acids. Gene Ontology annotation, cellular component: Swr1 complex.